Molecule: messenger RNA, 7999 nt
Organism: Spirodela intermedia
Lineage: Eukaryota; Viridiplantae; Streptophyta; Magnoliopsida; Alismatales; Araceae
Source: the annotation of a GenBank genome assembly
AUGGCUUCCUGCGCCAUCCACGGAGGCUGCCCCAGCGACUACGCCGUCGUUGGCUUCGCCGCCGCCUCUUUCGUUCUGUAAGCCCUCCUUCCCCUCUCCCCUCCAAGUAGCCACAGCUCCACUCUCAUCCUCCCUCCCUCCCUCCCUCCCUCUUCUCUCUCUCUCUCUCUGUGAUCUCAAAUGGACCACCGUCCCUUCGGGUUAGAAGAGCUCGCGAUUCCGUUUUUUUCUGUACCGGUUAUGUGCUUUUCUUACCAUGUCUUGUGGAUCCUUAUCAUUGAUUUUUGUGCUUGGUGCUGGAUUUUGGGUAAUUUUGGUUUCGGAGCUUCCCAUGCUCUUUCACUUCGUCUUGGUGGUUUCAGAUUUUAUGCCUGCAAUAAAGGGGCACUGACUUUGCUUUUUUCUUCUUUUUUUUAAUUGUCAGUUGUUUCAGUUCUUUUGCUACACAGGCUGACGAGUUGUUGGAUAUCAAGCUGUUCUUUUUCCAUGCUGCUUUUCUCUCUUGUCUUGAUAGUAAUUUUGAUUCACGUUACAUCCUACUUUACGCUUAGAUGAGUUCUAGAGCUACGAACUCUGCUCUUAGUUCUCAGCCAUUUCCUACGUAGAUGUUUUUGCAUAGUAUGAAGUCAGAGUAAUCUGUGUGAUUAUUUUAAAAAAUACUUAAAAAUAAUAAAGGUGAUAAAUAGUGGUCAUUAAUCGGUAUCGUUGUUUUAAAAGCAUAUUUCAUAAAUAAUGAUUGAUGAUUCGUGAAAUGGAGAGAAGUAGUUGUGUUUGUUUAAUUGAGCAUAUUUUUCUAUUUAAGUAUCUGAUUUAAUCAAAAAAUUUAAGAAUCAUCACUGGCUUGUGGAUGAACCAUAAUUUCUGGAGUUUCUAUCUGUUGUCCAUCAUAUUAAAAUGGUUCCAUUACACAAAUACAGGAGAAAAUUUCGUCGUAUUUGACUAAUAUUGAGCAAUGGGAAUGGCAUUAAGAGGGCCCAAAGACCUAAAUACAAGUGUGAGCAUUGAACCCAUAUGGUUGGAUAAGUUUGAUCAAAGUUUCUGGACUAUUAUCUUUUGGGGUUAUCUUAUCAUCAAUUGAUUUCCUAUAAAACAGAUCUGUACACUUGCCUUUACAUGUGUCGUUGACUAACUAAAUCAUUAAAUACAAAUGAUAACGUAUUUCUCUGAGGAAGACUUGGAAGGAAAUUGAGCAAUGGUUCUAUUAGGAAUGCUAUGAUGGAUCAACCAGCACAUACAUCCAAAGGAAAGAUAAAGUUACAUGAUGAAGUAAAUAAAAUUGAUGCCACAUCUAGAGAUGGUUGUGCGCAGCACAUUCAUCCAAAACUUAAAAAUGGUUUCAAAAUUCAAAUUAAUUGACAUGUUGAGAGCAGCAUUUGGGCUCGAUGAACAAGAAACAAGCUAAAUGGGAGCUCAUACCAUGACCAAUACGAAUUUAAUGCAAAUAGAAAAUAGAUUUAUUGAUGGCUAUGCACCAUGCACCAAAUUUUAUAAUUUUUAUUGGAUUCAGAUUUUUGGCUUGUCAAAAAAAUACUUCGAGUCUGGUGAGAGAAAAAAUCAAGCAGGAAUAGCUACAAAUCAAGUCUUUAUUGAUGGCUAUCACGCCAAUCUAUACAUGGUAUCAUUCUUUAUUGUCCUGUUUACAAAUCAAGUCUUGCAACAACCUGUGAGUUAUCUAUCUACUAGUGACUGAAAAAUUAAUAACUAUGUCUGGAUUUCAGAUUAGUUAUAGUUUUGUUUAGUAUAUUUUCUCUCUUAUUUUUGUUUCUGACACUUGUGAAUCUAGUAGUAUAAUCCCUUAUCCUCAAAUCCCCUGGUUUAUUUGAUUCAUUGAACUGUAUGAGAUAUUCCCACAGAAAGCUAUAUAAUAGGCUGCUGUAGCUACUAGUAAAUUGCUAGAGGCUAGACUAAUGCUAUAAUUUCAUGUCAAUUCCUAGAAGAAUUUUCUCUAUCUUAAAAAAACCAAUUUCUGGUAUUUUGCUUGAAGGAAUCUUGGUCAGUUGAGAAAGUGGAAUGGGAAGAAAAAUAGGUAAAGAAGAAGAAGAAAAGAUGAGCAUCAUAAAUAGAGGCUGACUCCAGUGGACAAAAAAAAGGGAUUGAGGGGAGAGAUAAAAUAGAAGGAAAUCUUAUCCAUAGUACUUGUGUAUGCUGAAUACUCAUUUAAUAAUGUAGAUCAUACUGAUUACGUCCUUUGAAAACAGAGAUAUACAUUCUAAUCUUCAGAAUUGUGGUUAUUGGAUUUUUCAAGAGUUAAUUUCACUUAAUUUUCAUGUGAAAAUUAGCUUAUAAUUUAUCAAUUUAGCGUCUUCUCCUUCUGACUUUAUCAAUUUAAGAAUUGAUGAUGAAACACUCUAUUUUGUUUUCUAAAUGCUUACACUAAUCUUUCAUUUAUUGCAGGCUUUGUAUUCGUGCGUCUUACCCCUUUCUUUACUGCAAAGGCCCAAGAACAAGGACUAAUGACCUCUGGAUUGUUGUUGUUCAGAUUUUUGGGAGCUUCAACCUUGUAUUAGGUUUUGUGGUACGACAUAACUACAGUUAUCAAUUGUCUGAGAGUUUUCUUCUUUUUUGGCACCUUGGCUUAUGGGUAUUCAUAUUCUUAGAUGUCUCUAAAUUAUUUCAAUGUCAAUAAGCGUCAUCCAUGGCAGUCGUGCUACAUUUGGGGAGGUAAUCGUUUUCUUCUACUUUUCCUUUGUGAAGGUGUUUGUGGCAACGUUCUUGUCUCACAUAGCUAUUACUGAUUUCGGUUUCACCAUGUUGGUUGUUGUUUUCUGAGAUAUCAUUUGCAAUUUUCACUAGUCUGGCUUGGAGGAGCUCUGGGUUUUGGUUUGUUGAUAAGCUUCCGCAUUGUACAAGUCUAUCAACUUUAUUACUUGUUUGUUAAGUAAGUCAUAUCUGGAUUUCCUUCCCUGAGGUUUCCUUGCAGUGAUUUGAAUUACACAUUUUCUUUGUUUUGAAAGACUCUUGUACUGUUUUGACACAAAAAUUAUGGCAACAGUAUUUACAUGCGACUGAUAUUUUCUUGCACACGAUUUAACUCAGGAGGAGAUUACCUUCAAUUAAGUCAAAUGUCUUGAUUCCAUUGAUUCUCUUGCCAUGGAUGGGUGGGGCAACAGGUCAGCACUGGCUCGUAAAUAUUUUGAUGUAGGCGAAUUUCUUUUCAUUUUUGUCUAAAUCGUCCCUACAACCUGCAUUAAAAGAAACUAUUUCUGUAUCGUCUUGGUUUUGAUGAUAAAGAUUUGGCAAUGACAUUUUUGAGUCAUUCCUAGGAGAGUUUAUUUCUCUCCUUGUAUCUUGUUGACAAUUGGCCCAUUUCCUUACUUCUUUUCUCAGCAAAAGGAGAAAAGUAUGAGAUAACAGUGGGAGUUUGCAAGAAGAUUGGUAACUUAUUGGAGAAAGAAACUCUCGAAGAUGCUAUUACUUACAUAAUAAUAUUUAGGCUGUUUGUAAUGAAAACUCUUGUGUACUUUUUAUGCUUGACAUCAUUAUCAGCCUCUUGUAUGUUUAGUAUUCUGCGCUGGUCCCAGUUCUUUUAUCUGCAGUGAAUUUUAAUUAUUGAUCAUCACUCUUGUUUUCUUUGUGGAACUUUUGUUUCUUUUAGUGCUGUGUCUUAGUUAUCUUGAUACAUUUGUGAAGAGAGAAGGAUAGAAUGGAUAUAUCAUUAUAAAGAAAGCAUCACCUUGGUAACUUUCAUCUUGACUUUUUGGUUUCUUCUUUCUUGAGAUUAAAUAAAGCCUGGAACGGUCUUAUAUUGUUUUAGCCGAGACUUAACAUUUUUCCAGGCCUUUUUCUUUUUAUUUGAGACUCAUUGGAUGAGUCACUGUGAAAUCCAUGUGAGUGGGAGAUAGACCAUUCCCCAAUUUUUAUCCAUCACAGGUUUCUGGAAUCUAUCUCUGAUCUUAUUAGUGAUGGUGCAUAUCCAGAUAUCAAGGGAGUGGCCCAUUCUAAAAAUUAUCACCUGUCGUGGUAUCCAUUAUUCUGAAAAAUUAGAUGACCAGUUUCCCAAGUAAAACCUUUGUGUAUCAUCACAGCUGGCGACGUGGCCCUUCAGAAGUUUUUUUAUUCCUUUACUUAUCAAAUUAACAGCAUCAAAGUAUUUUCCUAUCAUCCCUAUAUUCUCAUUACAUGAAUCAUCUUUAGCAUCAUGAUUGUGCUACAUGUGUGGGCACACAGGUCUCCACGUACUAAUGCAUUUGCUGUUUUUGAAAAAGUUAAUCCCCUUCUCCCAGUAAAUAGAUAUUUAUUUCUCAGUAGUUCUAGCCAUUUUUAUCCUGACAAAAUUUGAAAUGAGAAACUUAUUCCAAUGGAAAUGGUGUUGUCUCUAGAAAGAGGCAUCACCAUAUUAACUCUCCUCCCAAAGUUAUUUUCUUUUUUCUGAACGUCAUGUGAAAUCGGGGGAUGCCUUGUCAUCUAGUACCUGGUUCAACAUCAUGCCAUAGUCUUGAUAACGAAAUCUAAAAGAUAAAUGGACAUUUCUUCAUGGCAACAAUGGUCUAUUGGGAUAUAACUAAAGGUAUUUUUUGAAAGAACCUCUUAAUUGCUAGAUUACUCAUUUUCCAGUUUUCUUUGGACGAUAGACAGAGAAACGAGUAUUCAAGAAUUUCCACUCCUCCGAGGUAUAUUUUUUAUUCGCAUGAAUAAAAAUUACAUUGUUAAAUAUUCUUAAUCAUUGAGAUCAAGAAUGAUGCUACAAGAGAAAUAGUAUAAGCUUGUUUUUCUAUAAUAGCUGCUAUGGCCAUCCGCAUUCUGGCAGCUAUGAUUAUCCAUCCGCGGUCUGAACAGGGAUCAUGGUAAUGUGGUGUGGGGACAUAGGGCUGCUACAAUUGUGUUGGCUGGAGCAUGGGCCUUCCUAUCAAGUAUUCGUUUCGUUAAUUUAUCUAUGCCAACUAUAUCGUACGAACCCCAGUUUUCAUUCCUUGAAUGUCCAUCUUUGAUGUGAUGCUGCUAUUGUAUCUAUGGAACACAACAGAUUCUGCAUUUUAGUGUUAAUCAACUGGUCCCAUCUAAAUAUGCUGUUUGGUAGAUAAUAAGGUUUUUACAAGCAAUAGUAAUAUGAUUGAUAACUUUCAAUCUCUUUAGCUUUGUUUUUUUCGGCUACUCAUUUGCACAAUCUUCUUGGUUUAUACCCAUCAUUCCCAGUUCAUUCUAUCCAUUCAGGAAUAUUUACGAUUUGAUUUAUCACUGUGCCGUAUAUGAUUGAACUCACUAUGUUUGCAAUAUAUUCCAGCUAUUAGCAUAACCAAACCUUUGAACGCCAAUUGCCAUAUACACUGGCAAUGGAUUGCUCCAGUUGUAUGCUUCAUCAUGUUAUAUAUUUCUGCUCUGAUAUGGCUGGCCUAUGCUAUUCGGCACAUUGAGUUCAGAUUUCAAGAAUUGAAAGACCUUUUAAGAGGAAUAAUCAUUUCUGCGACUGCCACAGGUAUAUCUCAUCCUGGUAUUUCACUAAAUUUCAAAAUGUGCAUUGAUGCUCUUUAUUCAUGCGGAACAUGACAAGGAAAACAAACGCAGUUAUGCUGGUGUUGUAGACACAAAUAUACUACACUGGUUAAGACUUAACUGAAGAAUCCAUUCACAUGGCGGGCUCUUAAGCAUUUCAAUGUGAUUACUAACCAAAUUUUAGGCUUUUAUAAUACGUAGACUGAAACUAGCCGUAAUUCAUAGGCAUCGAUUCUCUCUUUAUUCUUAACAAGAUGGCCUGGAUAUCCAUUUUCAUUGUUUCAUCUCCAUUCUUCCUUCUCUUUCAGCCUUCAUUUUACAUUUAUGUAAGAUUUACAUUCACCAUAAAUCUUCAGCCAGAAACGAAAUGUUUCUCCACCGUGGGGAUUCCUGUGAGUACCUUACCGCUGGGUUUGUUUUCAGUUAACUGUUGUUUCCUUCUAUUUCAGGCGUAUGGAUUAUUGCUUAUGUUUUAAUUGAGGUGCAAGAAUAUAACUCAUGGGUUCAAGUGAUAUCUAGAUUUUUGUUGCUAUUCACGGUGAGCAUUCUUCCUCAAGUUUCCACUCCAUGUCCUUGAAAAUUAUCGUGAACAUUUUUUACCCAUAUUGCUGGGGUCUGUCAAUGUCAUUUCAUUUUUCCAUAUAUAGCUUUAUAUCAUGCGCAGAGAUAGGGUAUUACUUGGUAAAAUGUAUACCGUUUUUGCCUUAGCUUGAAAUUCCCCACCAAGAAUUCUUCAACCCGUCCAUGAACUGGAUGAAGUAGGUGGCUAUGGCUGGCAUAUUUCUUACGGCCAAAGAAAAAUGCCUUUUAGGUGGGCAGUUGGGUCUAACAUUCAAACACAGGACUAGUGAAGCAUUUCAGAGGAAGCUUCAGAACUGUGAACUACAGACUGCGGACUAUAUUGCAGUUCACUUAUGGCAGACCUGCGCCUUCCCCUUUUCACGCCACGUAGGAUCUAAUUCUAGAGUCUUGCUAUCUUCUAGACACUUGGGAUUUUUCCAGGGCUGUUGCUUGAACUGUAUGUCCCUGGGGGAUUGAAUCAGUCUUACUCCCAGUGGUUUAUAGUUCCUCUUCAUUACUGGGAUUGACUUGCUUUUCAAACAGAAAGCUUGUUGACCAUCUGGGUGUAGAUGCCCUUUCAUAAAGUCAACCGCUUGUGUUCUGCUCCAGGUGGGCAUUCUUGUGCUGGCAUUCUUUUCCAUGUCGAUUUCUCAACCCCUGCUCUCUCAAAUGAGCCUGAGCGGAAGGCGUUCAGUGGGGUAUCUUACGAUGGGUGAAGCUCUGGGCAUUCGGGAGGGUGACUCAUCACAGAAAGCUUCCCACUCCGAUGUAGACUUCAAUGAACCUCUGGACAGGCUGCUGCUUGAUGACAAUUUCCGCCGAUCUUUCAUGGCGUACGCUGACAGGUGAUCAUAUUUCUGCUCCUAUUCCUCGGCACAUGCCACAUGCCGGGCACACUCGAUUCUAGCUCUUAUUCAUGUUUCUUGUGCUGUUGCUGCCCCUUGGCAUGUUCAGCUGUCUGGCUGGUGAAGGUGUUCAUUUCUACGACGAAGUCCUUGAGCUCGGGAAGAUACGUGUAGAUGAUCCUGCGAAGAGGAUUUACAUGGCGAGGCACAUCAUCGAGAGAUACAUCAAUUCUGGUGCGUUAUCCUUCUUUCUGGUCACUUGUCUAGAAUCAAACUGGAAUCUUGGUCUCGUUUAGGAGGUACCCAGAACUGGAAUCUUGGUCUCGUUUAGGAGGCACCCAGAACUGGAAUCUUUGCCUUCUUUAGAAUAAAAAUGGAAUCUUUAGGAGAUCUCCUGAAGAGGGCACCCAAUUAAACUGUAUCACAAGAAUGAAACGGAAAGGGACCCUGAAUCGUUGUGAAUCGGAUGAUGCAGUUUCUAAGUCCUGAGAUGACGAACUUAUGUUGAUUGCAGAGAUUUUCUCCUGGGUUUGGCCUGAAAUGAUUCUAUAGAGUCUUUGCCUUCUUUAGAAUAAAAAUGGAAUCCUUAGGAGUUCUCCUGAAGAGGGCACUGAAUUAACUUGUGUCACGCUAUAGAAUCUGUGAAUGAAACGAAAAGGGUCCCUAAAAAAUCGUUCUGAAUCGGAUGAUCCUCUUUCCAAGUCCUGAGACGAUGAACUUAUGUUGAACGCAGAGAUUCUCCCGGGUUUGGCCUGCAAUGAUUCCAUCUUCUCCGUUUGCUUUGGCAACCACUAAGCUGCAUUGUUCUCUCUGCAACUCUCAGGCACGGAGAUGGAGGUCAACAUCUCCCAUCGGACCCGUCAGGAGAUCCUCACCUGUGAGGACCUCACCAGCCCUCACCUCUUUGACCAUGCCGUAGUAGAGUUGCUGCAACUACUGAAAGCGGUAUCCUUUCCUGAUCUUUCCCUAAUUGGGCACCACCAUUCAUCAUUUCUACCUCCUCUGACUGCGUAUUUUUCUACCUGAAGAAUUUGUUCAAGGAUUACUGGUCUUCGGUGUUCUUCAUGAAGCUGAAAGCGGAGCAGUGUAAAGAACCUGACGGCCAAGGUUCUUUGGAUCAUCUCAGACAUCCGGAGUCCAGUUCUUUUUCAUGGCAGUGGUGA